Molecule: messenger RNA, 897 nt
Organism: Ostreococcus tauri
Lineage: Eukaryota; Viridiplantae; Chlorophyta; Mamiellophyceae; Mamiellales; Bathycoccaceae
Product: Protein of unknown function DUF159
Exons: 1
Coding region: 1-897 (298 amino acids)
Biological process (GO): DNA damage response
Molecular function (GO): single-stranded DNA binding
Source: RefSeq, a predicted model, not a curated record
AUGUGCGGUCGAGUCGCCCUGGCGUCGAGGGACGCCGUCAAGGCGUGCGCCGGGGUCGAUCGCGAGCUCACGAGCCCGACGCCGCUCGAGCGCGACGGCGAAUGGGCGCGCGCGGGCGGGCGGAACGCGUCGCCGGGGUGUGCAAUCGCGGCGGUUCGUAUCGCGGCGGUUGAAGCGGACGAUGACGGUGCGUCCGCGAGGCUGGCGCGGGCGACGGUGGGCGAUAGACGCGCGUGCGCGAUCGAGGACGUCGUGUGGGGCGUGCGCUUCGAUUCACGUCGAGGCGGGAACUUCGAGCGGUCGUUCAACGCGCGGGUGGAGGGUUUGCUCGGCGGCGACGAGAGCACGUUCGCCGCAAAGUUGGCGAAGACGGUGAACGGUAGGUGCGUCGUCUACGUCGAUGGGUUCUACGAAUGGCGAGAGGAGGGACCGAAGGGGGCGAAAACGCGGGUGAAGCAGCCGUACAUGGUGCGACGUGCUGAUGGGAAACCGUUGGCGCUCGCGAGCGUGUUGACGCCGGAGAAGGCGCGCUCGGACGCCGUCGACGACUUCCCACGCAGAGAGGCCGCGGUGAUCACGAUGCCAUCCGCCGGGGGCGAACUUGCGUGGUUGCACGAUCGUCAACCGCUCUUUCUCUGGAACGAUCGCGAUUUCGACGAAUGGCUGUUCGGCGACUGGGCUCGAAUGGCGCGCGAGCGACGUGCCAAAGACGUCAAGGGACUCCUGCAAUGGCACCCGGUGACGACGAAGAUCAACCACGCCGCAUACGACGGCGAAGAUGCAUCGGCGCCUGUUAAGCGCGCCGUCGAGAAGGAUGCCGGAAGUGUCGCCGCCCUCUUCGCCGCGGCGACGAAGAAAAGAAAAGUCGACGACGAGACCGCCGUUCAGAUCGACUGA